Molecule: messenger RNA, 865 nt
Organism: Microplitis mediator
Lineage: Eukaryota; Metazoa; Arthropoda; Insecta; Hymenoptera; Braconidae
Exons: 4
Coding region: 120-617 (165 amino acids)
Source: RefSeq, a predicted model, not a curated record
CAUAUAAAUUUUCUACUUAAUUGUGAAAACGAGUUCAUUAAAAUCAUCGAGUAUUUCAUUUUCUAAACUCUAUUUGUUCGGUCUAAAAUAGUAUUGUUUUGAAUUAUUAAAGAAAAAAAAUGAUGAUUAAUCAUUCUUAUUUAUUCAAUAUUACGAUAUUGAUACUUGUGAUUAUUAUAAAUUCGAAUGUAUUAUCGGUAACAUCACAAUCAGUUCCUAAUCCGGAAGGUAAUUCAAGUAUCUUCAAAGAUUUCAUAGAACGAGCCAAUGCUGUGAAAUUGAACGUAUAUGAGAUCUCUAUUAACGAAGAGUAUUUGCGCAAUGAUAAGUAUUGUUCUGGUAAAUGUGAUGGACUUGAUAUAAAAGGUGAACGUGAUGCAAUGUCUUUAGAAUACCGUAACCGAUGUACUGGAAAUUUUCAAUAUUGCUUGUUAGAUGGGGAAACUGAAGAACGAAAAAACGCGGAGAAAAGACAUUAUGAUCUAGUAUUUGCUGCUUACGCGGAUGGUAAUUUCGCGAUUACCCGAGAAGUACAACAACAAAUUGAUGAAGCCAAGCAAAAAAUUGAUCAUACUGGUAAUAUUUGUAAAUGUUUAUGUGAGCGUGCAAAUCAUUAACAUGCCUAAAGACACCCAAUCCAAUAGAAGUAAUAAUAUUAGCACUCAAAUAUUAGUACCAUCGACAAUAUGUAAGACUCGCAUCUCUUGCCGCAGCCUACGUUUUCAAUAGGAACAAAUACUGAAUCUAAUGAGUCAUGCAAACAUUAUGUCGUAUUCAGAGCAACUUCUAAAGCUGAUGAUAUGCAACAUGUUGUUCCGGUUGUUGCGUUGUCAGUUGGUAAUUUCACAUUCAUCCUGGCUAUGGA